Polyodon spathula (Mississippi paddlefish) is the source of this 2212-nucleotide messenger RNA. RefSeq lists its product as uncharacterized. Lineage: Eukaryota; Metazoa; Chordata; Actinopteri; Acipenseriformes; Polyodontidae. Gene Ontology annotation, molecular function: cysteine-type endopeptidase inhibitor activity. Bases 59 to 499 code for a protein of 146 amino acids. The record is from RefSeq and is a predicted model, not a curated record. The transcript has 4 exons.
ACCAGGGGUUUAGUCACUCAUUUUAUUCUCCUCAGAGGGAACAGAAAAACAAAGAAUCAUGGCUGGUUGGCAGUAUCUUUUCCUCUUUUCAAUAAUUUCAGUACUUUCAAUCUCAAAGGGGGAGGAACACAUAGAAGAAGUUGUAGAGGAACCCAUCAAAGUGGCAAAGGUACAUCCUUAUGGGGCUCCUAUUCAAGCUGAUCCAAGCAGCCCAGAAAUUCAAAGAGUUGCCAAUGCAGCCAUAGCAGAAUACAACAAGAUAAACAACAGACCAAAUUUCUUCAAACUUGUGAAUGUUAAGACUGCAGAAACACAGGUGAUUAAUGCCAUCAAAUACAUACUAAAUGUUGAAAUCAGAAAGACGAAGUGUAAGAAACCUAAGGCUGUUGAUCUGGAGUCCUGUGUUUUAGGAAAAAAGACGCUCAACUGCUAUUUUGAGGUGCAUUUUCAUCCUUCUGAUAAUUCAUAUAAGAUGAUGUACACUGACUGCAAGAAAUAAUCAUCAUCAUUUGGACCUAUCAAUAAACUGUACAUUCUUCUAUGUAAUCAACAACUACAGUAUUUUUUUUUUUUUUUUAACUAUUCCUCAAUUUAACACAAUAUGCUCCUUGUGGAGAGUUUUAUUCAGUGUGUAUGCUUGUUUUUUUCCUUAUUGAAUAAUAAUAACAUGAUAAAUAUGUUCAUUAAGAUGACGAAAGCAGUUACUGUACUUUACUGUACAGCACAGGGGAGAACAACUCCAUCCUUCGAGGGCCAUUCCACAUCACGUUUCAGAGUAUCAAAAUAUUAUGCAGUUAGUGCAAAAAUCCCAUCAUACACAUGCAUCAUUCCUUACCCAAUGAUGUUCAUUGGCAAUUCAAAGACAUUGUAGUAACAUGUAUAUAAUAUACCUUAUCAAUGGUAUAACAACAGUAUGACCAAUCAUCAGUCAUUAAGUUUAUAAAUCUCUAAUGAGUGGUUGUCUCACAGUCUACACUUAGCUACUGUAUUAUGUUGUAAUGAUCAAACUACAUGCACGAAAAAAUAUAUAAAUAAUCCAAGGAGACUGUAUUAUAACAACAGAAAUCAAGUGUAUUAUACAGCUAUACUAACAGUGACCUAUCUACACAGAUGUAUGCAAUACAGUUAACCCAAAACCCACAUACCACCAUGAAACAAAACAACACACAAUAUUUACCUUACAGCACAAUGCAAGAAAUAUUCAUUUCUUAGCCUGUCCCUUAUUAUAGAAAUGCACAAAAACAAAACAGAUUAAACCUGCACUUCUGUAAGGGAACAACGCUCAAUAAAUAUACAAUAUUUACAAAAACAAAAAAACACCACCAUAUAGUCUAGUUGCUAUUAGUUAAAUAAAUUAUAUUAAAGGGAAUAUGGUUGGAUCUUACCAAGAACAAUCAGCAAAAAUCCAGUUAGUGGUCCCAAAGCAGUCCAAUAAAUCCAAUGAAAUAAUCCACAAAAAUAAUGAUUCCAAAAGAAAAUGGUAGGAAGAAAUGUCCUUUUAAAAUUCAGAAGACAAUCGUUAGUUACAAAACAAGACAGCAGUCGAGUAAAGGGUUAAACUCUGCAACUAUAUGUGGUUAUAAAUAUCAGUGCUUCCUGGAAUAAUUUCAACAAAGGAUUUUUUGUUUUAAGUUUAAGAUAGGAAGAGAGGCCAGAUACCCUACUCUUAAACCAGUUUCAAGCUAGUUAGCUGUUCAGCUGGCUUUAGGCUUUUUGUCAAUUAAAAAAAAAAACUGAAUAAACAGGUUCUGGUAGAGUGAGAGUCCUGCUGCUGCACGUGAUGUGUGGAAUAUUGGAUUUGCAGGGAGGGGGUUAAAUUCCACCCUGCAAAAACAUGUUGGAAAGGGUGAUCACAGUUGUUAGUUUAGAAUAGUGAUGGUGAAGGUACAGGGUGGGGCUGGUUGUUUGUUUUGUUGUUUUGUUUUUAUAUAUGUAAAUAAGUGUGCAUGAGUGCUUAAUCUGUGGCAUUCUGGUAUCUGAGUCUCAUUGCCGGCAUUACCUGGACACACAGGUUCAUCAACUUUGUUAUCAAUCACCUGGAACCAACAAAGCACAGAACAGAGGGCUUAAAGGGGUAACAUUAUUUUCCCCUUUAAUUAGUUUGGAAUUGUUUCUUUAUGUUACACAAAAAACUUUAUGUACCCGUGUUACAGUGUGUUGGAGGAAACUUUUUGGUACAGCUUCAGAAAUAAAAACUUUCUCUUGUAAAAAC